This is a messenger RNA of Leishmania major strain Friedlin, 4602 nucleotides long. RefSeq lists its product as hypothetical. The coding region runs from base 1 to 4602 and encodes 1533 amino acids. The record is from RefSeq and is a predicted model, not a curated record. NCBI's taxonomy places the organism in Eukaryota, Euglenozoa, Kinetoplastea, Trypanosomatida, Trypanosomatidae. The transcript has a single exon.
AUGGAGGCCAUCAUGAGCUCUCCGCUUCUUCAACGCGGACCGCUGCAGCAGCCUCCGCCGCCGUCCCCGUCGGGAUCGCAUAGUCUGCAGGAAGAGGUGGAGGAACACCACCAACAACUGAUGCAGCGCUCUUUCGAGGGAGUGCCUCUGCCUGAGCCCUUUUCCUUCACGGGGUCUACCGAAUCCACCGUCGCCGACAUCAAGCACGGCAGCAGUGGCGACGGCCGUCAUGACGGGAAGUGGCGACUUGAGUACGGGGACGACAACACGAAGUCAUCCCCCGCCCUCUUCGGCUGCCACGAUUACGACGGGGCUCACAACGAGGAUGCUGAUGACAUGUCUAUGGUAUGCGAGCAGGGGGAAGCUGAUUGCAGCCUUGGGUCCGCCCCGCACCAGGCAGAGAUGCGAACCGCACACUGGCCGCUGUGCAAGAGAGGCGAAACAGAGGAGGGGCAGGAGAAGGCUUGGGGCGUGAUAUCAGCGAGGCAGCGUACCUCAUCUGCGCCGCGUCGCGGCGCAGGAAUUGGCAGUUACAGUUGCGCUUCGUCGAACGCCGAGGCUAUCGCGGACUGCAGCAGCAGCGGCGGCUCGCCGAUUCCAAAUAGUGACGGUGGCCGGGCUGCUCUUGACCGUAGGGAACUCAUUCGCGCAGAGGGUCAUCCGGUAGUCUCUGAGGAAGAAGAUAAGGGGGACAGGUAUUGUGGCACUCCUCACAGCAGCAGCCACGGGCACAAUGCCGACUGUAACGGCACUGCAGCAAGCCAGCGCUUCGAGCACGCCGCCCAGCAAGAUCUCCUACUACGCACAAGCCGCAAGCUCGUGUACUCCAACUCUGCCACGAUGCUUUCACCCACGGUGGUUGACACCGCCGUCGAAGGGUCAGACACAGCAGUGACGCCGGUCGCAGCACCCACAAAAUCUGACGGCGUGCACGAUGACCAGGAUGGCGUGACUGCAGUGCCGACAGUGAAGAGGCUGGAAGGUGCGGCUGUAUCUCAUGGCAAGCUCUCACCCCUCUAUCUCGCCGCAUCCGAUGUGAAUGGCGCGUCGCCUUCGGCGCACUGGGCUUGCUCGGCGCUGCCCUGUCACAAUGCUCUUCAGGCGCCAUCAGCUGUGGAGGCUCCCACCUUGCCCUCUUCCUCGUCGGCCGCGCACGCGAAAGUGGUGCCUCUUUGUGGUUCCAUGGAACAGGGGUCCGGUGAGACGGCGAAUUUGCAGGAUACGCACCGACGCCUGCCGCCGUCCGCCUCCGCCCCCUCUGAGGUAGACCGCGUCGAUGCUGAGAUAGAGAACGCCAUGCUGGAGAUGGAGAAGCGACUGCAACGACACUGUCACCAUGCUGGCGCCGCUACAACGGGUGCCGACAGCGAUGGCUGUGUAGCUAGUCACAGCAGCACGCCGUCUUUGCGCAGGAGUGAAGGUGAUAUUUCAAAGAGGGCUGAGAGUGACCGCAUGGAGAACCAACGUGCGCAUCCCUCCUCCUUUUCCGCCACCCAUGAGGCAGCUGCUGACGCGGCCUCGGUGAAGAGCGCGCACGAGGAAGACUGGCUCGCACGCCGGCGGUGCAAGCAGGCGGGCGUGUGCGAUGCAGAGGGCGUUGGCGCAUACCGCCGCGGUCGCGCGCUCGGCGAAGGGGCUCCUGCAUGGGCUUCGGCGGCGUACACGUUUUUCUCCAGUCAGCUGCGACCGCCGGAAGACAGACGCGGGCGCAUUUACGAACUUGCGAAGGCCUUGCGCGAGGAUGGCGCCCAUGCGGCGCUCCGCGGUCCCGGUGGGGGUCUGCUAGCGUCGCCGCCUGCCGACGAGCAGUCGCCCGGCCGCGUGGAAGGGGCGGCCCCGCUCCGCGUCCCAUGCGCCGCCAGAGGCACGUCAGUGUCUCUUGGCGACGCUGUGGCCGGCUCCGCCGAUAUGGCCAUGUUCCGGUCGCAGAGCACGCCAGUGCCUCCUGUGCAAGGAGAGAGAUUUGCACCGCACCAGCAAGAGUUCACGGCGGCGGGCUUGCAGGUGUACUACAGCCGCUGCAGCCUCAGCAGCGGGGAAAAAGAGCCGCGGCGUUGCCCUCGCCUUUCAGGCUCAACUCUUCUAGGCUCUUCGGUUGUAGAGGGGAUGCCGAGUGCCGCGACGGCUGAAGGGGUCUCGACAGCGAUGGCAGCAGCUGCGGCGCUCACAGUCGACUCCUCUGGGACCUCGUCGUGCACGCCGUUUACCUCGCGCCGCCAGAGGCCGCCGCCGCGGAUGCUGUGUCCGCCUACCCCGUCACCCUCGCCGUCGCCUUCUCGCUCUACUGCCAUGGAUGCCGUGCUUGCCGCAGUAGCGAAUGCUGAAGAGGGAAAGGAGUCGGAUGCAGGCGUGAUGGAGCAGAGCGUUUUCGCGGAAGCGGCGCCCGGCGCGGAGCCGCAGCUGCAGCCGCAGUCACGCAACGCCAACGUGCUGCCGGGACAGUCGUCGUUGGAGCCCUGCACUGUCAGCCUUGGAGUGGAGGCGGCGGAUACAAUGCCCCUCGAGGCGGCCACCGCUGCUGCGAACCCCGCGACUUUAUCCCCGUGGCAAACGCUUUUGUGGUCUUCCUCGUCUGCACCAACCGUGCCCGCGGACACGGUCGUACCAGCUGCGGCGUCUGCUGUUGCCACUACUUCGGCUGCAGACGUAGAUAGCGAUGCUGGCGUGAGCGUCAUCCGCUCCUCUUCAUCUUGUCUUAAGAGGGCGGUAGAGGGCAAUGACGGCGCGGACACGGGACUGCAAGGAGAGCUGGCCAACAGGGAAGGUGCGCUGACUGAGCCGCGCCCCGAAGCCGACACCUCCGUCUCCGUGGGUGACGCGGACGGGCCCCUUCCCCUGUCGCCGCGCUGCGCAAGCAGCGAGCCAUCGAAACUGCAACUCCAUGGUGGCCACACCUUUGCUUCCUCAGCCUACCGCGCAGACAGCGCUCCGCAGCACGCCGGUGUCGUCGCAGCGAAUAGUGCCAGCUCUCUUGGGUGUGAGCGGGCGGCUUCCGGUGCCGCUUCUCACCAUAGCGCAUCUCCUCCGAGCGCUGCAGUCACUGCCGCGGUGCCACUGAUGCGGCAUGACGGUGCUGGGGAGGACUCACUCCUUCUGCCUAUCUGCGCCACAUCCUUUCCCCAGGGCGGGCAGAGCACAGGUCGGAUGUCGCUUCCGCCGUCGCGACGCGAUGGCUGUGGCGGUGCCUUUUCAUCGUGGAGCACUAGUAGCGCGGCUUGCGAAGGCGCGGGAGCAGACAAUGCGGUAGACGUCGCGAAUGACGCGACCGAUGACGGGGUGCAAGGGCAUGCCCUCACAAUACGGCAGUCUGCCAAUACUCGGAAAUCGCCGUCGACGGCGGUGGCGGAAGGGGAGGAGCAUCCGCAGGUGCCGAUGAGGUUCUUGUCGUCUUCGGCUGUGUCACCGUCACCGAUACGCCCGUCAACCGGCGGCGCAAGUGGCAAGGAGCGGCUGCACCACGAGCUACCGAUCCUCCACUGGCGCGCCGGUGGCGGUGGUGAAGUGGGUGGCGGCCAGCACGAUGACGCGGACAGCAGCGACGAAUACAAUGAGGCGCACCUCUGUUGUGAUGAUUGGGCCUCCUCUCCCGCGGAGCCCGCUGCAGCUGCUGCCACCUUCCAAACUCGGCAAAGUGAUACUCCGGACGGCCUGCAUGUCGACAGCGAUGACGAUGAUAAUGCCGACGACGACGGCGGGGAGGACACGGCAGGGCAGACGUGGAUCGAGGAGGCUCUGCGUCGUGCAGAAGCGAAGUGUGCCGUGCUGCGUCUCGAGCUAACGUUUGCCACGGAGCGCGCAGUGGCGGCGGAGGCGAACGCACGGGCGCGGGAGCGGGAGUGCGCGGAGCUGCACGCAUUGGCGAGCCGCAUGCAGGCGCAGUUGGCAGCGGCGCAGAUGACGGCUGAGUGGGCAACAGCAAACACACGUGCGGAUGCGGAGGUUCAAGUGGCUGCUUGCACCGCUUCUUUGGACGACAUCGCCGCCUCAGCUUUCUCGUCGCCAAACUCACCGAAUCGACUGGGCACGACGUCUUUAAGCAUGCGGAAGGGGACAGCGCUUGCAGACGGUACGGUCUGGCGACGCCGCCACGACAUUGUGGCGCAGGAGCUGGCUACCCUCAAGGUCAGCAUGGCGGAACAACUUGCGGUGCUAGAUCGGCUAGGCAUGCAGCCUCCUUUUUCGGAGGAGCUAGUGUGUGCUGCGGAGCGGCGGCUGCGGCACGUUAAAGUCGCUCACGCGCCUGGCACUGCCAUGAAGGCCAGCCAGCCAGACGCAACGAUCCCGGGAACUCCACACACCCUAACCCGCUCAACGUGCGUCGACAGCGCCGCCUCAGCUGACUUAUCGGCCGGCGGUGCCUCCGUCACCGCGACAACGAAGAAGAUUCAGGUUCGAAACGGCAACAAGAUUGCAGCUCUUUUGAACCUGCGCAAGCAGAACCGUCACCAGGAGAAGCCAGCAGCAGCAGCAGCAGAUGCGAUGGCGACCGGAGUGACUGACUCGGCCACCACGCCAUCCACGUCGGCGCCACCGGUAAAACGCGACGGCAGCGAAGACUGCAGAACCACGCUGGAUGCCAAAGAAAACCACUACGUCGUGUAA